UUAAAUAUUGAAUAAUAUCUGUAAAAUUAAAAAAAAUUUAAAAAAACACAAAUCUGCGAUUAAACAUGUUGCCACUGGAGUGUCAAAAUCAACCGACUACCUGUCCUAUGUGUCUAGGAAAAGUCAAGAAAAGUCCACACUUGUUCAUCCUAAGCGUUCACUACGACUACCAGCUAUAAAUUCUGAAAAUACAAAGCUAAAGAGGCAUUCUUCGAGUUACAGCUCUAAUUUUUCUGCCACAGAGGGUGUCGGGGAUGUACACUUACCAAAAAUACUUCAUAGGUACUACAGAUAUUAUAUUCAUUACGGAGAGAAUUCGGUUCAAUUUUGAUUAUCGGUUGAAAGUUGUCAUAUAAAAAAAAUUCGUCCACCAAUUUUCAAAUUAUGGUAGUAUUGGCUUUUAGAGAAAAUUACAAUCUCCUGUGAUGAAAGUGUAUGCGCAAAGAAUUUUGGGUAGCGAUGAGCAGAAUCUCCUUGGAGAGGUUCCUUGUAUGUACGUACGUACAUUUUGAUCGCAGGAGAAUGAAUUUUUUUUUUCAAUGCCUAUACUACCAUAAUCUAAAAAUUGGUAGAAGAUUUUUCUUAAUCGACUUUAUUUAAUCAGUUAAGAAUUAAAAACCCGUGUUUUGGCCAAAGUUUCACCAAAGACUCCCCUUAAUUAAUGAAGAUUGAAGCUUUGGACAAGUUGCAAAGUUCUUAGCAACAAUGCUAGCUUGUUUGUAUACCUCCUUUGAACACAGCAAUUCCGUAUAUACCGAAUGCAGCAGAACCAGUUUAAAUCAAAAAAGCAUGCUUUAUCCUGGUGGAGAUAAUAUGAAGCUACAGGAGAAAAAUUAUGCGACAGCAGCUCUAAACUUUGAAAGACCACAAGAUGCGCUGAAGCUAGCGUUACUGAAGUUGAAGGAAAAUCAAUGGGAUAAUACCAUGCAAGCACUCAUUGACAUUGUGCAUAUAUCAAGGCUUCAACCAGAACUGAUAGAUUCGAUUAUGCCAAUCGUAAAUAGAAGCAUAUGCAGCUUAUUGCGAAAUAUAAGGUCAAAUGUAGUAAGGACUGCCUGCCAAGUAGCCGCCGAAUUGUUCAGAACGAUGCAAUGUACCCAAAGACCUGAAUUUGAUGAGUUGGUCGGUAUGCUGUUACAAAAGACUGGAGAUAUGAACAGGUGCAUACGCCAAGACGCUAACAGUGCCUUGGACACAAUGGCUGAUUUCAUACCAGCGUCACAUUGUGUCAGAGUAAUGUCUACUAGUCGAGGUGCAGGGCAUAAAAAUCCGUUGGUUCGUGCAACGGUCAGUCGCCUACUAAAUUAUAUUGUUACUUUGAAAGGGGUUGAUACCUUCUUCUCAACAACAGCUACAAAGGAUACGCGGGGUAGGGUAUUUAUCAUGUGCGCCAAGUUCUUGGUUGACGGUAAUUGUGAAACAAGAGCGAAUGCACGAAGCUUGGUGAAGCUUUUGAUGACCCAUAGUGACUUUGAACAUUUAUUUCAUCAAGAUGUCGAUCGCAAACUGACGGAAAAAAUACAGAAGCAACUGAUAACCUUAAAAUAUGACGCACCAAGUGGAUCCCGAAUAAUAUCGAAAUAAAACAUAAUAUCCGCAUAUCGUGUUUACGGAUAAAACUGUAUAAACUUAUUUAUGUCAGUGUUAGAGGGCGCUAGUAAUCCAGUAUGUACUUCAAAUGUCGAAAACAAGUUCGAAAAACGGCAGCUUUUGCUACAUACUUCACUCUGAUGGGGUGCAAAACAAAUGAAAACAUUCGAAUGCCGACAACAAACAUUUGACGGAUGGCUGACAGAUGGGAGUAAAUUCUAAGUUAACGAGGUUAGGAAUGGCAAUCCGUCACUUUUCGUGCACGAUUAGCUUCGGUGUCGGUAAUAUUGAGUUACCAGCUAUACGAUGAUAGAAGAAUGCCGCAUACUCGAACAUAUUUUCGUAUAGAAUUUUUAGCUACAC
Neodiprion fabricii is the source of this 1953-nucleotide messenger RNA. RefSeq lists its product as uncharacterized. Gene Ontology annotation, biological process: microtubule cytoskeleton organization. The record is from RefSeq and is a predicted model, not a curated record. Bases 706 to 1584 code for a protein of 292 amino acids. NCBI's taxonomy places the organism in Eukaryota, Metazoa, Arthropoda, Insecta, Hymenoptera, Diprionidae. Gene Ontology annotation, cellular component: cytoplasmic microtubule; cilium. The transcript has 5 exons. Gene Ontology annotation, molecular function: microtubule binding.